ACUUCGUUGCCCUAUGCUUUUCCUCGACCUGGUGUUCUGAAUGUUUGAAUCCGUGCCGCGUCACUGCCGACCACAUCACCGCAAUGAUUCUGCGCAAGCGCUACUGUUGUUUCCUGCGAGCCACCGCCACAGCUGGGGCGGUUCCCUUCACUUUGGCAGCAGCGGCAGAGCGCAUCGCACGCAGCCCGCUGAAUCAUCGUUUCUACUGUCAUAGGAGUCAAAGGCUGGCUUAACGAAAUUCACGUACGGAAAUUUGGACCUCCCAAUGGAGGACAAGACGCUGCCCCCGUAUGUUGAUUAUGUGAAUGAUGCUUCGGUCACGUCGGUCCAUGGAGAGCUAGCGCCUUUAAAGACACCACCGAAAAAAGCACGGAAGUCUCGUUCCACAGCGAUGGGAUUGUUGAAAGUUGCUGUUGCAGUUCUCCUGAUCACAACAGUGGCUUCCCUGACGUUAUUAUUUCUCAAACAAGGACAGCCCACUCCGAAUGUAGAGUGCAUAAAAAUUGCUGAUGCUCCAGCUGAGGGAGCGGCUCCGAGCCGUGUUCGGCGUGCGACCAUUCCACAAGGAAGGGAGUCUCCGAAUUCUCUCCCGGGAGCACGUCUUGGCACUUUAGACCUCGGGACCACAUCAGGGAUUGAAAGUCGAAAAGGAGGUCCAGACCUCCCUGAUGUAACCAAGCUGACGUUACUCGCCGCUGGGAAUAACUACAUCACCGUUGCCUGGGAAAGACCAAAGGCUAGCUUCGAUUACUACUGGGUGUCCGUCACCGACGACAGAGGCGAGAAACACCCUAAUUCUGGAUCGUGCCCCGACGGCACAAUCAUUCGCCAAGACCAGACCCAGGUCACAUGCACAGGCCUCGAGUCUUGCAGCAAUGUGACCAUAAGCAUACGUACACACAGAAACGGACCGCCGGAGCGUACAUCCAUAGGAGUUGCCCUCCCGCACAUCUUUGUACCGGGUAAAGACUGUCAGCAGAACCUGUGCUACGAGUGGGUGCCCUGGAGCGGAAAUACAGUCCCAGAAAACGCGGUGGCAGGCGGGCAAGACAAGGCCGGCACCCUGUACGUCUGCCGGGCCAAACACGAGGGUCUAUUCAUACCGGGAAAGUUUGCAUCCUGGGAGAGCACCUGCUACGUUCCAUACAACAGAGGCGAACAGAGCUACAAGGACUUCGAGGUUCUUGUCGCAGGGAAUCCCAGUUAAAUGGGUGUCGGUUUUGGACGGCUCACAACCUAGCGGAUUCAUCCAGGUUGACAGCACCUCUGCCUUCGAACGCCUGUACAUCGGCUGCACUGUGGCUGGCUAACCAUUGGGAAAGUCCUCUGGUCGGACGGUUACCUCUACAUACUUAUUAUAGACAAGGACGACUAGUACGAAGCACUAGUCAUCAAUUCCAUGAACUGCACAAAUGCUGGCGAGAGCAAUUUAAAGAAAUUUGUUGCGUUUAAUAACUAAAUCAAGAUGUAGCGCAAUUGUUAGAAUCAACGUUAAGCGAAGCUGUGUUUGAAACGUUUCAAUAAAAUGUUAUGCCGGAUGGCACAAGAU
Molecule: messenger RNA, 1549 nt
Organism: Dermacentor silvarum
Lineage: Eukaryota; Metazoa; Arthropoda; Arachnida; Ixodida; Ixodidae
Exons: 7
Coding region: 266-1207 (313 amino acids)
Molecular function (GO): protein binding
Source: RefSeq, a predicted model, not a curated record